GUACUUGAGAGUAUCCAGUCCUUGACAAACCUGCAAUUGAAUAGACACGAGUUUUAAAAUUAUAUCAUUAUUUUAUUUAAUUAAUUACUCACACUAAUUAAUCAAUUAGAAAAACUGUGCAAUAUAAUAAUUUUUAUCAAAUGUUUUAUUAUUAAAAAAUAAAAAAAAAAUUAAGAAUUCUAAAAGUGAAUUUAAUUUUAAAUAUAAUUUUUCUAAAAUGACAAAUUUCUAAUCAAAUGUGAAAAUUAGAUUUUAAGUGCGUAAUAUGGGUAAUAAAAGUGAAAUGAAACAAAUGACAAGUGAAAAAUAUAGUUUACGACCUCGAAAUAGUGUUCGGCGAAAAUUUAAAUUCGACGAUUAUGAAAAUGAAAAAGAAGAAUUUUCAGAAAUAAACGAUAAUCGGGGGAAAAAAAAUUAUAUUAAUUGUGCUGGGAAAAAUAAUAAUAAUAAUAAUAAUAAUACAAAACAUCGACCACCACCUUUAAGUAAAUAUAGAAGAAAAACUGCAAAUGCACGAGAAAGAUCGCGAAUGAAGGAAAUUAAUUCAGCUUUUGAAACUCUUCGAAAAGCUGUACCAUCAUAUAUGCCAGAAUUAGUUCUUGCUCAAGGUGAUGGAACAAAUGAAAAAUUGACAAAAAUAACAACAUUAAAAUUGGCAAUGUUGUAUAUAUCAGGUUUAACAGAAUUACUUCGUAAAGAGGAAGAAAAUGAAGAAGAAAGAUUACGCCUACUAAAUGAAAGUGUCGAAUCUCUGGUAAAUUAUCAUCCCACACUUUUCAGAAAUGGUCGCGAUACAUGCACUUUAACUGCUUUGAAUACCACCACCUACGACAUUUUUGAAUCAUCGAAUUCUGUUUUAAAUGACUGUGGUAGUGAUGGGGAAAGUUUUCAUUCUGGCGACACUUUGGACAAUUUCAUUAAAGAACCAAUGGAGGUCCUUGUUCCUGAUUUGGAUCUUAAUUUCUCAGAUAAUCUCAUCGAUAACGAAUUAAGUUAACAUAUUUUUAUUUUACAAAAUAUAUUUCACAACAUCGAUCUCGCAUUUGUAAAUUUAUUUGUAAUAUAUUCUCAUCUAAAAAACUAA
Leptopilina boulardi is the source of this 1084-nucleotide messenger RNA. Its product is annotated as helix-loop-helix protein delilah. Gene Ontology annotation, molecular function: protein dimerization activity. The record is from RefSeq and is a predicted model, not a curated record. Bases 266 to 997 code for a protein of 243 amino acids. The transcript has 3 exons. Lineage: Eukaryota; Metazoa; Arthropoda; Insecta; Hymenoptera; Figitidae.